Messenger RNA from Cephus cinctus (wheat stem sawfly), 1485 nucleotides. RefSeq lists its product as uncharacterized. The transcript is spliced from 2 exons. The record is from RefSeq and is a predicted model, not a curated record. The coding region runs from base 1 to 1485 and encodes 494 amino acids. NCBI's taxonomy places the organism in Eukaryota, Metazoa, Arthropoda, Insecta, Hymenoptera, Cephidae.
AUGGCCAUCAGCGAAUCGUGGCUUAAACCGGGGAAGACCACGCGUCUCAUUGAAAUACCGUAUUACAAACUCGUAAGAAACGAUAGAGACAACAAAGGUGCUGAUGGCGUCGCAUUUUAUGUACAUUUUUCUUUGCGUUAUCGCGUAAUGGCUAAAUCGGAACAGCCCAAAGCUUAUAUUUUACGUCCAGAAUUCUUGUUUCUUGAAAUCUCCUCCGAUAACUUCAAGAUACUUUGCGGAGUUGUUUAUAACCCUCCAAAAUGCGGCUACUGGAGCAAGGUCGAAGAGGCCCUUUUCAAUUGCAGCUCUUGUCAGAAUCUCACGCUACUUUUCGGUGAUCUCAACAUAAACUGGGAUUCUACCACCACUCCUCGCAGAAUGUUGAGUGAAUCACUCUUUGUAUGUAACCUCGAACCUUUGCCUUUUGCGCCCACUUUUCACAGAGGCAACGUGCACAAUAAAAUCGAUUAUAUAUGCGUAAGUGACGUUGAGAAAGUUUCCUCCUUUAGACAGGCUUUGUAUCCCAGCAUCUCUGAGCACGAUGUACUUUUUGCCGAACUGGCGUAUAAUAUCUCCACCAGCCAGCCUGCUCCCAUUACGCGGCGCGAUUUUCGCAAUUUCGAUAAAAAUAGCUUCAUCAAUGAUCUUAACUCGAUCGAUUGGGGACACCUAACUAGCAUCCACCACGUUGAUGAGAAAGUUGAGUUUUUCACAAAUAGCAUACGUAAGCUCUACGACGUUCAUGCUCCCUUCCGCUCGUAUACUCCCAAGGUGCGAGCGACACCUUGGAAAACACCACAGCUCAAACAUCUUGUCAACGAGCGCAAUAAAGCUUGGAAUCGGUAUAGACGCUCUCGGAAAAACGAUGAUCACGUUAAAUAUAAACAGCUUCGCAAUGGCGUUAAAACGGCUACCCGAAACGCUAUCUCGCAUUACUACAAAGACAAACUUCUCAACACUAAAUGCUCGUCGGAUAUGUGGAAAGUUAUUAAUGACAUAGGAAUUUGCUCUCGUGACUCAGACAUGUCCUCCCUACCCGCUGACAUCAACGUUCUUAAUAAGCAUUUCGUAGGAGAUCACGGUGCUAACUCGUUGUUGGAUUCUCGUUCUACGGUUCGGAUUGCACCGGAUAAACGCUUCUAUUUCCAACACGUCCAAAUACUCGAUUUACUCGAGGCAACUUCUUCAGCACACUCCAAAGCUAUAGGGUCAGACGCGUGGAAAAAAGCUCUGGUUCGCCCGAUUCCUAAACGCUCUCAUCCAACCGAAUUAGACCACGUAAGACCCAUCAGCAUUCUCUGUGCAUCAGCUAAACUUCUGGAGGCAGUUGCCCUCAAACAAAUGACGAGUUACAUACUACGUAACGGCUUGCUUGAUCCCCAUCAAUCAGGUUUUCGCAAGCAUCACAGUGGUCAUACUGCUUUAAUAAAUAUCGUUGAUGAUAUUCGACUCGGCGUCGAAAAUGAUGAAGUCACUCUACUCUAG